AACACAGAAUCGUAUCGGCACAGUAUUGCAAACAGUGCAGCACAGCCGUCAUCGCCGCGAAUUUUCAAAAAGUAACGAUCGAUCGAUUAAAAUAAACAAGAGUCGAAGAUGCGCUCCCACACUAUCGCUUUGCUCGUGUUCGGAAUAAUGGCUGUUGCUUUGGCAUCGCCGGUGCCGGGAGGAGGUCAUCAUCAUGAACAUCACAUAAUCCACGUGCCUUACAAAGUGCACACGAUCCAUCAUCAUCACACGAAAAAGAUCCACGUGCCUGUGCAUCAUGUCGAGAAAGUCCCCGUUCACAUUCCGUUUCCAGUGCAUCACGUCGAAAAAGUACCAGUCCCAGUACCUGUUCACCAUGUCGAAAAAGUAGCUGUACCUGUUCCAGUUAUACAUAAGGUUCCCGUUGCUAUACCAGUACAUGAGGAGAAACAUCAUGGUUGGUUUUAAACGGACGGCUUUGUCUUCAAUUACAAUUAUGUUAUAGGUUACCGUACAAGGUGGAAUUCGA
This is a messenger RNA of Trachymyrmex cornetzi, 508 nucleotides long. RefSeq lists its product as uncharacterized. The transcript has 4 exons. The record is from RefSeq and is a predicted model, not a curated record. Lineage: Eukaryota; Metazoa; Arthropoda; Insecta; Hymenoptera; Formicidae. The coding region runs from base 109 to 447 and encodes 112 amino acids.